UUCACCUAAACCGCGGUUUUACCUAUUCAAUUUAAUAGCUAAAUGUUGAUCGGUGAAGACAUUACAUGAAUUGAAACAAUAGAUCUCGUUGCGGCGCCUAUCAGGAACAUCUGCAGAGCUAAAAUCAGGCAUCUCAGAUUUUAAGUCAUUAAAAUUUAAUUGAUUUUGACUCUAGAUGUGUAUAUUUAAAAUAUCAUCUUCGAUUGUGGGUAUGGCUACGGACCUUUAACAGAUUUAUAUACUUACAGGAUAGUUUUGCUUUUUGUGCUGGAUUAAAUAUCUGGAAUAAAAGUAGAAGUUUUAGGAUUUCAACCACAUUACACGCGAUGUCGAUGAACCGGAAGCAGUCAAUGGUCUCCAGUCGGAAGGGGUCCGUGGAUAAAUCGGUUGUGGACAUGCGCCGAAAGUCCAUCAUUGACCGGAAAUCGUCUAAAGACGGCCCGGGCCUCAUGAUUCCCGUCGGCAUGGACCGUCGGGGAUCUAUCGCUGGCCGUCGGUACUCCAUAUCAGAUCGGAAGUUCUCCAUGGCGGACUCUCUUGCGGGCCGCUCGGGGCCGUUGUCGGCUGGGAAAGAUGGACGCUUGAAUAUAAAGUACGAAAACACAUACAAAGUCGAGCCUGAUAAGAACUUUCCAAUAUAUGAGGCCAAGAAAAUCGCAAUGGAGAUUUUGACUAGGGAGCUGGACGGACGGGAAUAUGAUAAAGACGAUUGCUCGCGACUAAGCCGCCUCAUCUCGGACCGGAUAAAACAACAAUGCAAGGCGCUUGGCUAUCCCCGCUACAAGAUAGUGGCCAUAGUCGCCAUAGGGCAGAGCCAAGAAUCACACCCCUCUUUGUCCUUCACCAGCCGGUUUAUAUGGAACGAAAAAUAUGACAAUUUCGCCGAAGCCUCAUUCAAGAGUAAACACUUGUUUGGAGUUGCCUUGGUUUAUGCAGUGUACGUGGACUAGCUGUUGUUACAAUUUGAGAUUAGUUCUUUCUUUUUUUAAAUUAUACAAUUUAUUGAUUUGUUCUGUGAUAGACUGGAUAUAAGCUCAGUUUUUAUAAUUUAUGUGUGUUUUCGGAAUUUACAGAGAAUUUGUUAAAAGGGAUGUAAUUCAUAACUGUACGGAGCAUGUGCACAAUGGGCCUGGGGCGUAGCCAGGCUUUACUGAAUGUUACGCACGAAAGGGAGAGGGUGUGGGAGGGGA
Mya arenaria is the source of this 1190-nucleotide messenger RNA. Its product is annotated as dynein light chain Tctex-type 5-like. Gene Ontology annotation, biological process: microtubule-based movement. Lineage: Eukaryota; Metazoa; Mollusca; Bivalvia; Myida; Myidae. Gene Ontology annotation, cellular component: cytoplasm; cytoplasmic dynein complex. Bases 327 to 950 code for a protein of 207 amino acids. The record is from RefSeq and is a predicted model, not a curated record. Gene Ontology annotation, molecular function: dynein intermediate chain binding. The transcript is spliced from 2 exons.